AUGAGAAUCAGCUCUGACUUUGAGCAACCUCUUAGUGGCUCCGAUUAUAUUUCUUUCCCAACUUUACAUUUGGCCGUCAGAGUCGCCCGAGAAGAGCAGAAGGAUGAGGAGGAUUCCCUGGCACUGACUGCCUGCAAUUCCCAGAGUCGAGUGCCAUUCGACUUCGGAUUCCCAACGUUCUUUCCAUAUUUGCAGAGCGCGCCGAGUGGCUUCACGGCUGGGAAUUUCCCAAGACCUAGCAACUCGGCAGCUGUUCAGCGCCAAUCUGAUUGGUCAGCAGCAGAUCUCUCUACCAGGUCGUUGGGCAUAAGGGUCUCGGGUCGUGGACGUUUAUACAGACGAAAUAAGCCUAUCAUAGACUAUAUGGUACGAAUCAGUCAUGAGAUGGUCUCUGAAAACGUUGCUUGGGAUGUCGGAAUCUCACAGCAAGAGGUGGACGAUGAGUUCCCUUGCAUUAGCAGAAAGUUUGACUACAGCUCCUUCGUCUGCGUGUGCAACGCCUCCUACUGCGACACCCUGCCGCGCCCUUCAGUUCCCCGAGAGGGAUAUUUCGUUCUUUAUUCCUCCGACAUGAUGGACAAGCGGUUCAGCAAGUCUCAGGGAGAACUAAACCUCAGCCUUCUUCUUCUUCAAUCAGGCUCCGGAGACGCAGGAAUGGCCGUGGAAUUCAGCCUGGAGACCUCUGUCGCCUAUCAGACUAUCAUAGGUUGGGGAGGAGCCAUCACAGAUGCCGCUGCGUAUAAUGUUCUCUCCCUUUCCCCGGACGCUCAGGAGCGUCUUUUGAGAUCCUACUUCGACGUCGACGGGAUCGAGUACAACCUUGUGCGCAUCAACAUGGGCGGAUGCGACUUCUCUUGGAGGAAAUACACUUACGCCGACACCGAGGGCGAUGUUGACCUCGAGACCUUCGCCUUGGAGCCAGAGGACUUGGACUAUAAGAUCCCUGUCAUCCAAAAGGCGAAGGCCAUAUCGACACAUCCCCUGAAGAUUUACGCCUCGCCCUGGUCGGCUCCUCCUUGGAUGAAGACCAAUGCUGAUUACUGCGGUUAUGGAAAGUUGAGGGAUGAUAUGUACCAACCUUGGGCGGAAUAUUUUGUCAGGUUCCUGGACAGUUACUCGGCAAACAACGUCUCCAUCUGGGGUCUCACUGCGCAGAACGAGCCUAGAAAUGGAUAUGUGCCCGGGUUCUUCUUCAACUGCAUGGGGUGGACUGCCGAUCAGCAGAGAAAGUGGAUCGCCGAGAACCUGGGACCGACCUUGGAAGCCAAUGGCUACGGAGAUGUUGUGCUUAUGAUCAUGGAUGACCAAAGGCUCGAUUUGCCUGAGUGGGCUCAAACCGUUCUCAACGAUCCAAUUGCGGCCCAGUAUGUCGACGGGAUUGCUUUACAUUGGUAUAUGGAUCAGUAUUUCGAACCCGGACGCCUAACUAGUACCCAUGAACUGUAUCCGGACUAUUUCAUUCUGGGGACUGAAGCCUGUGAAGGCAAUGGAAUAUACAAGAAGCCAAUCAUGCUUGGAUCUUGGGAGAGGCUGGAAAGUUAUGCUCACGAUAUUAUUGUCGACAUGAACCACUGGGUGACAGGUUGGACCGACUGGAACAUAGCCCUCGACACUGGAGGUGGUCCCAACUGGAGUGAAAAUUUCGUCGACUCCCCAAUCAUUGUCAAUAAGACAUCAGACGAAUUUUACAAGAACCCGAUGUUCUACGCAAUGGGUCACUUCUCCAAAUUCGUCAAAGAAGGGGCACUAAGAAUACAUAUGAUUUCCCAGGACCCACAAGGACUCGAAGCCACAGCUUUUCAGAAUCCAGAUCUGACAAAGGUCAUUGUUAUUCUAAAUAGGUCUAAGAGAGCAUUCAAAGUGAAUGUAAAAGUGAAAAGUAGAGGAAUCAUGUCUUUAUCAGUUGGUCCACGAUCACUGCACACCGCCAUCUUUAAGUGAACAAAAGAAGGUCUAGCAAAAGAGAUGGUGAUAACUUACGGUAAUGCUCGU
This is a messenger RNA of Macrobrachium nipponense, 1992 nucleotides long. Its product is annotated as lysosomal acid glucosylceramidase-like. The coding region runs from base 1 to 1941 and encodes 646 amino acids. Gene Ontology annotation, biological process: glucosylceramide catabolic process. The transcript is spliced from 13 exons. NCBI's taxonomy places the organism in Eukaryota, Metazoa, Arthropoda, Malacostraca, Decapoda, Palaemonidae. The record is from RefSeq and is a predicted model, not a curated record. Gene Ontology annotation, molecular function: glucosylceramidase activity.